UUGAUCUUCGCUUUGCUUUGUGUCGGAGUGUUAUUUGUUUAUCCUGGGGAUAGGAUGGCACCGGUUGUGGCACCUAAAGCUCCUUACUACGGUCGUCACAGCCUGCCGAAAGCGACCAAGUCGCCGAGGUUUGAGCCACCCGACGAGAUCAUUCACUACAGCUCCGCGCCUCGGGUCUCCAGCGGUUACCUCGGCAGCACCACCGACAGCAGCCUCAAUUCAAGUCCUGACUCAAAACAUCUGGGCCGACAUUACCAAAGCUUAUACAAACAUAAAGUCAUCCCAGAUAUCAAACCCAGGAACGCUGCGUUAGCUCUCAACGCGGACAGCAAGUCGAUAUCAGGUCACAGAAAUCCCGAGAUUCACAUCGCUUUCGGCAAACGUUCAGAGCCCCCGGAGCGGGAAGAAGACGAAUACAACCGCCGUUUGAAAUUUGUUAAUAAGAAAACGAAUUUCAAGCAAAAGCAAGCGACUAUGCCUCCUAACCCUCGUAGCCAGUCGCAAGCAGGCAGUGAUGACAUCAUUGCUGGUCACAAGAUUUCACUUAACGUGCCCUACAAUAAGGAAAAGUCCGUCAAAGAGAGUAGCGAUGAAUAUAACGACCAGAGGCGACGCAUUAUGGCAGGAAACUUCAGUCCAGACGCAGGUCAAUAUACUGAUUUCACUCCAGUGAUGAUCGACGAGCAACCAGCGCUGCGCGAGUUUGAUGACGCUAUAGCCUCCGCUCAACGCAGCUCCCCGGCUACCGAAGAAUUCUUCGAUAAUGCUACCUACGCUGGCAACUUCAGAACGACACACACUGAUUUAGAUUGCAAUGUUCAAGACGGACCAGUCGACAUCGAAGGUAAUGGACGUGAUAUGACCAUCAACGCAACUGAAGACCGGCCCCUGACUGCAGCGAACUCGAUGGAAAACUUCGUGGACGCCGCGGAGGAUCUCGGCGACCCUGCUGCCAUGGGCCAGGCAAGCGCUCCGGAGGAAGCCAUUGCUGAAGCCCCACUUUCGACAGCUAAAGUUGUGUCUGAAUCUGAGGCUCCCGAAGCUUUGCUGGUUUCAUCAGCGUCUAGGUCGGCGUCACCACUGGGUGAAAUUCGUUCUGAAUCUCCAUUGCAGCUCGAGUCCAACUCUCCACACUCGAGCUCUACCGCCAGUGUGGACGGCGAAACUUACGACAAAACUGAGUUUUCCUAUACCCACUUCUCUUCAACCGCUGAAACGGAGAACUUGGCAGUUAACGCAGCCGACAGCAUGGUGGCCCAGCAAGAAUAUCUAGACGGCCCAGACCAAGUGGUCCCGGCAACUUCACACAAAACGUGGCUCCCGAAUGGCGCCGUGAAACUGCAAAUUGCCGAGGAAGGCCUGGCUUCCCACAAGCCUUUGUCGGUGCCGUCUCUCCUCCGGAAAACUGCCGAGAAGUACCCUAACCAAAAUGCUCUGGUGGAGAAGCGCAACGGUGAGUGGGUCGGCAUGACCUAUGCCAACUAUUACAAGCAGGUGCGUAACGCGGCCAGGGGCUUCAUCAAGCUUGGCCUGGAUGCCUACCACGGCGUCUGCAUCCUCGGCUUCAACUCCAGCGAGUGGUUCAUCUCAGACCUGGGGGCCAUCUUUGCUGGUGGUUUCGCAGCUGGCAUCUACACAACGAACUCUCCUGAAGCCUGCCAGCACUGCGCACUCAAUUGCGAAGCUCAGAUUUUCGUCGUAGAGGACAAGAAGCAGCUUGAAAAAGUUCUUAAAAUUAGAGAUAAUCUUCCUGCAUUGAAAGCCAUCAUUCAAUACAAAGGCACACCUUCCACACCGGGAGUCUUGAGCUGGGAUCAGUUCAUGGAAAUAGGAAAACAAGAAAGCGACGACGCUCUUGAGGAACGUCUGCGUAGAAUCUGCGUGAACCAAUGUUGCACACUCAUCUACACUUCUGGUACAACAGGGCCUCCUAAGGGCGUGAUGCUCAGUCACGACAAUAUAGUGUUCACGGCCCUCUCCAUGAGCGUCAUGCUCAAAAUGACGCCUGGAUCAGAGAUAGUAGUAAGCUACCUGCCUCUGUCUCACGUUGCUGCCCAGCUCGCCGACAUAUACAUGACCAUGAUCAAUGCGGGCACCGCAUACUUCGCUCAACCUGAUGCCCUCAAGGGUUCUCUCGUCAAUACCCUGAAGGAAGUGCGACCAACUGCUUUUCUCGGAGUGCCAAGAGUCUGGGAAAAGAUCUACGAACGGAUGAUGGACGUUGGUCGCAAAACCAAAGGCCUCAAGAGAAGUAUUGCUACGUGGGCGAAAGCACUCGGAUUGGAAGCUAAUGAACGUAAACAAAAUGCGGAUUUCUCCAAGCCCCUUGGCUUCUCGGUUGCAAACGCCGUUGUCUUCAAGAAAAUAAAGCAAGUUCUAGGUUUAGAUCGUUGCAACAUUUUCCUAUCUGGCGCCGCUCCAAUUGCACCAGAUAUUGUUCGGUAUUUCCAUUCAUUAAACAUCUGCCUUGUUGAGAUAUACGGUAUGUCAGAAUCUAGUGGACCUCACACAUCAGGCAUAGAGACUGCCUUCAAAGUCGGCAGUGCUGGACGCACUAUGCCAGGCAGCAUGACUAAAAUCCAAACUCCCGACGCUGAAGGUAACGGGGAGGUGUGCAUGGCUGGAAGAAAUGUUGCUAUGGGUUACUUGCUUAAAGAAGAAGCCACUAAUGAGACCUUCGAUGACGACGGUUGGCUCCACUCCGGUGACAUCGGCAAAAUUGACAACAAAGGAUUCUUGUUCAUCACGGGCAGACUGAAGGAGCUCAUUAUCACUGCUGGUGGAGAGAACAUCCCUCCUGUGCUCAUAGAAGAUCUCCUCAAGGCGGAGCUGCCUUGCAUCAGCAAUGCUAUGCUUAUAGGCGACAAGAGGAAGUUCCUCUCCAUCCUUCUCACACUCAAGACCGACAUGAACCUGGACACUGGCGAAGCUUUGGACACGUUGAGCCCUGCGUGCGUGGAAUGGUGCCAGGGCAUUGGCUCGAACGCUCGCACAAUCUAUGAUGUUUUGUCUGGUCCAGACGCUAAAAUAAUGAGAGCAAUUCAAGACGGGAUCGACCGAACAAACAAAAAUGCUGCAUCUAACGCACAAAAAAUUCAGAAAUGGACAAUUUUGCCACGAGAUUUCACAGUAGUUGGCGAUGAAUUGGGCCCGACAAUGAAGCUCAAGAGGCCGGUCGUCGCCAAGAAAUACUCAGAAACUAUUGAAAGGUUUUACGAAUAGCUGCUGAUUAGUAACCUUGGCUUUUAGAUGUUCGUGUUUGUUUUGUUGAACAGAAAUCUAGUGAUUUUGCGAGUUACGUGCACAAGUUAUAUUUUUUGAUGUAUAAACCCGGAUUUAUGAGAUUCUGAGGCUUCUAUUUUCUUUCAUAGAAUAUGCCGGUUAGAACACUCAUUAAAACGAGUAAAGUUAAAUUAUUAAAGUUGUGUCUUUCAUUGAUAAAACUUGUAAAGUAAAUCAUAAUUCAGGUCUAUCUGGAAAAAGGGGAGGGAACUAAAAUCAUGUACUCCUAGAGACAAAUUUACACUAAUCGAACCUAGAAAAUUAAGUUAGUUAUAUGUACAUAUUAUCUUGCUAUAAUUCGGAAUUAUUAUACCGAAGAUUACAGCUGUACAAACUCGGAACAUCUAACCGUUAUCCUUCGUCAAUCAGUCCACGGGUAGGUGUUCGCCAAUUCUACCAGAUUCAGUUAGUAAAAGAACGUAUUGACAAGUCGCGUAAGUGCAGCCCUCUGCACGACGUGCUUUGUAGAUCUUCAUUCAUUAGUCAUUCCAGAUUAUAUCUGUUGACUUGGGGCAUCAUGUUGAUGAGUAAAUUCAUUUCUCCCAUUUUGCCAUAGUUGUAAUAUUUAUUAGUCAGUUACCAGAUAUAAGUUAGUAUUACCAGAUCAUACGCUGCAUUUCUAACUAUAACCGAGAGAAACUGAGUUUUCCAGGGUCUCUUGAAAGUACUGUCUAAUCUUCAAUAAAUAAUUAUUCGAGAA
Hyalella azteca is the source of this 3982-nucleotide messenger RNA. RefSeq names its product long-chain-fatty-acid--CoA ligase ACSBG2. The record is from RefSeq and is a predicted model, not a curated record. Lineage: Eukaryota; Metazoa; Arthropoda; Malacostraca; Amphipoda; Hyalellidae. Bases 55 to 3222 code for a protein of 1055 amino acids. The transcript is spliced from 11 exons. Gene Ontology annotation, molecular function: long-chain fatty acid-CoA ligase activity. Gene Ontology annotation, cellular component: membrane; endoplasmic reticulum.